Cyphellophora attinorum is the source of this 9156-nucleotide messenger RNA. RefSeq lists its product as uncharacterized. The coding region runs from base 1 to 9156 and encodes 3051 amino acids. Gene Ontology annotation, molecular function: glycosyltransferase activity. The transcript is spliced from 4 exons. The record is from RefSeq and is a predicted model, not a curated record. NCBI's taxonomy places the organism in Eukaryota, Fungi, Ascomycota, Eurotiomycetes, Chaetothyriales, Cyphellophoraceae.
AUGGAGGACCGGAUUCUUGAACCGGUCGUCCUACACUGGGAUCAAUUGAAGGACCAUUGGUACUCCUGGGUUUUGCUCGGCAUCGUCGCUGGUUCAGUCGCAAUCGGCAUUUCAUAUGUCACAUACUCACUAAUAUUGCGACUGCUCAGGUUGGUGAAGAAGCGUUCGGCACGACCGCUGGAAGUCUCCAGCAAGACACUGAACCGUCUCGACAACAUCGCCGAGAAGCUCUCAUCCCGAUCUUUAAUUGCUGUCCCGAAAGUCACGUCUUUCAACGUGUUUCUGGGACACGCUGGCUCGAAGGUCACGCCUUCCCAAGCAGCUUUGCUGGAUCGCUCGGAACUCGCGAUCCUCGAUCCCUUCCGAGGAGCGGACAGUCUCAUUCGUACUUUCCCCGGCAAGCACUGCUGGAUCGGCAGAUUGGACGUGGACAGUCUCGUUUCCGGCAAACAAAAUCCCGACGCCGUUGUCGAAGCACUGGCUGAUGUCGUCGCGCGCAUUUUUGGUCCAUCCUCUUUUCACGGCUUGCUACUGGCAAAUUGGGAGACUCAAUUACCUCGGAAACAUCUUUUCGCCCUCGCUGACUUCGUAGCAUCUGCUGGGCUCCUAUUAUAUCUGGAAGCAAAGCCGCCGACAUUCCUCGAAGACGUCACCGUCCUUCAGCACGCCAAGAUCUCUGGAAUCGUUAUCCGAAAUGCCGCAAUUCUUCCGAACGGCCAACACCGCGAUUACUUUGACAUGACACAUCUGCAGCCAACUAUCAGAGCCAUCGUGAAAGAGUCGUGUAUUCGUGACUUCAGCGCGCUAGCGUGGGAAUCUUACAAUGAUGGAGUUGUCUGUUCAAACGCGAUCGUCAAACGUGCGAUACAAUGGUGUGGGUUUUAUUCCGUGGUCACCUGGAUUGGUUGUGCCUCUGCAGAGGCCGACCCGAGUGUGGAAAGACCCGACGUAGAGCCCAUGGGCGCGUUUGAAUGGCUAAAAGAAGAUAACGUUAUCGAUGCUCACACAGCAUGGCGGUCCAACGAUACAGUAACACGUACCUCAACUACGACAAUUGAAGAGGCAUGGAGAUCAAUAUCAGCGGCAGUCCCUGAGGCAGCUUCCUUGAGGUCUGCAAUCGACUAUUCGACUCCCGCUCCGUCUCGAAGUGGUUCAUUCCUGUACCAAGAGCCUGUUGAGGAGCCGAAGGCGUCUGAUGUCUCAGACGGAUCCGAGAGUAUUCGGUCUGCAUCAGUUGUGUCUCUCGAUGGUGACAAUCUAGGAUGUGUGCCCCUCGGAUUCGAUGUCACACCAUUGGCGUAUGCAGAAGUCUUGCAGGAGCAGCUCCGGCUUCGCAAUCUGGGUCUACUGCAUCCGAUCGAUCAGCAGAAGGUGACUAAUCUUGGCGUGCUGUAUCGCAAGUUCCACGACAAAUACCUAGCGCAGCUGGAGAAGAAUUCAUCUGGGUCUAAGCCCAGGCUUCCAAUAUGGGUCAAGCGCACGCUUCUGGCUGUCAUACAUGAUGAUGCUGAUGGCACCGAGAUGUUCAUCUCACGAGAUGCUCAAGGUCUUUCCAGCACCGUUCUUCAUGCUUUUCUAUCGAACGAAGGCUUGCCUCGAGAGACCUGCUUCGAUAUUGAGCUGAAGUUUGCCGAUUGGUGCAAGGACACUCACAAGGAAAGCGGUCUUUCGCGACGGAUGGCGCAGGACAUCGAUAUGCUGACGCCGGAAGAGCGGAUACUGCUGCUACAACAGCUCGUGGCGUCUGGUCGGUCUCAUGAGACAAUGACUCGCCUCGCAAAUUGGGUUCGCAAGCAGCUCCUGGAUGCACCAACACACCAACAGCUGAAUGAGGUUGAUUCUGUCGGAUACAUGGAAGGCAAGGUAUCAGAAACGCAGCUCUUGAUGGCCCGAUUUGAUCAGUAUGAAAAGCAAGCAAUAGCACACCCGGACAUGCUCGAUGCGGCGAGGUUCUUUGUCAGGCUCCAGCAAUGGUUUCUUUCGAGUCUUCGGAGAAGGAAAGAUGCCGACAUCAAAGCGUUCACGACAGCGCUGCACACCAUCCUGAAGACGGAUGAAAUUGAUGCCAGAGCCGAUAUUCUCGGACUCGCAACCUUUUGCGCCGCACGAAAGGCUGCAUUUGACGAAGUGUAUCUUGAAGUCACGGACCGUAACCCAUUGCUUAACGAUCAAUCCGACCAAGCGGCUGUUUUUGCCGAGUCGUUCGCGCUUGGCUCCAGGUGCGAAGUCUACUUCGAUGUCUCGCCGAACACUUUCGGACGGUUGCUAUCUGACCGCUUCCGCACAGUAUACAAGGAGAAACAGCCUCCCAAAUGGAACAACGGUGCCCCCGAAUUUGCUACCGCCUACGGUGGAGCAGGCAUCGACGUCGACCCUGACGGACAGCCGAAGCCGCUGCCACAGUUUCAGAGAUUCGGCUUUCUGAGUGUGUUCGCUGUUCCUGCUCUUGUCGACAUCGCGCUGUUGAGCACCAUCGGACGCGGACUGUAUCUUUCGACAUUCAUGGGAGAAGACGAAAUGCGGAGCGCAACGAACGCCCUUAUGAUAUCUCUGCUGUUGGCUGGAGCUACAGGCACGUGGAUCGCCGUUGGAGGAUCCUACUACCUGGUCAGCAUGGCGUUCUCAGCAAUGAAUGUGUUUGUGCUCACGCGAUUGAUCGCUGGCAUCGCAUUUACGGUCGCUGGCGCCUUGCUCGGAUUCGUCAUUAUCGCUGGUGUACAGGGUCCAGGUCCUGCGAUUGUAUUCUUUCUCUACCUGAUCGCUUUCACUGGGUACCUCAUUCUCUUCGCCGCGAUUGCCAGUUUCCAAAUGCCUGGAUCAUCUUUCCUCUCGGGCAGAGCAUACAUACUGGCUUGUAUACCGAUUCUACUACUGUCGCCCAUCAUUACUCCCUGGAGCCAUAACGACAUCUACGUUUAUCUGGCGGUGUUCUACCUGCUGAUCGGCGCACUCACACUGGCCCUCAGGCGGGUGUCCUCGCAAUGGGUCACAUGGUACCAAGGCAUCAAUCAGACCAACGAUACCGAGGUCCGCAAAUGGUAUACCCAACAGAAGGCUGGAGGCGACUCCUCAGUUCUCGAUGCGAUGUCAGAUCCUGCAGCACUCAAGGUCUGUAGAGAAGCCCUUCUGAUCGAUGUACAUCGGGAGCAAAAUAAGUCGUUCUUCGCCAAAGCUACGCAAGAUGACCUCGUUUGUGGCUUGGCUCGAGAUCAUGUCCGAACCAAUUUUCUAUUGGACUGGUACAAUAGAUAUGCCGAUGUUCCCCGGCCAAUCCCUUUCAGCUCAGGCUGGAACAUUCAGGUGAAGGUCGCGCUGAAUACCUUGGUCGAACUGCAAAAGGGCAUCAGACUACACAACGCUUUCAUGCACUGGCGGCAAGCAGGUGACGAAGUUGGUUGCGGUAUCCUCUACUUCCUGGUUGCGCUCAUGGACAAGUGGGUCGAACUCGUCACUGGUGUGAGGAACAUCGGCUUUUUGCCUGGAUGGCUGGACGGACCUCUCAGGGUUUCCGUCGGGUUCUCUUUAGCCUACUAUCUUAUUGGUGCUGUACUCAUUGACGUUAAAGCACAAGAACUCCAUGGCGCCGUCGACAUAUCUGAGCCGAAAGGCGUACGCAACAGCGCAGAGCUUCGACAACAGCAGAAAGAUCACAUUCGUCUUCGCCGAAGGAUGUACAGAAGGACUCUUUUUCGCUUCCUGUCAUGGCAUUGCUGGGCUCUGGCUUUCACUGCCAGCGUCGUGUACAUGUUGCAAGCCACAACGGAGGGAACAGUCAUGUUCUUAGCAUACGUCUUCUCCUACACUGGGCUUCUAUGGUACCAAUACACCAAGAUCUUCGCAGGACAAUACGCGCUACGGCCUCUACUGAUCUCCGUUGCGGUCGGACUGGUCGUGGGAGUAAUACUGAAGAUCGUUGUCCGUGACUUUAUCUAUGGCGGCGUCAUUUCAUUGGGUACAGCGACUUGGACCGCUGCCAUUCUCUGCCUCUGGUCCGCCAAGAUCGGUAUGCCCGAGAAGCCUUUGCCAAAGAUCCAUGAAGACGCGCUCUACUUCGCCUACAUCAAGCCUUGGGACGAUCCACACUGGUCACAGCCUGAGCUACUGUCGAUGUUCGAGAAGCUCAAGCAGCUCCCAGCCGAUGAUCUCUAUCGCAUUCGACCGAUGCAAUACCCUGGCAAUGAGGUCACUGCGCUGCUCAGAUCUGCAUCACCAGUUUCCGACUACUUGACUAAUGCCUUUCCGGACUGCGAAGAGAUGCUGGACGUUGCCAUACAAGCCUUCGAGUCAGGCCAGAUCGAAAUUGAUCUUUUAGCACUCGACAAAAUGACUGGUGAUAUCCAAGCUGUGACUGCACGCUAUGCGGAGAGGACGCAGCUCAUCGUCGGAGUCCGGCGAGCUCACGAUGGCACCUUUAACAUGCGAGGAAAUUGCCAAGUCAUCGCAGAGCUUCUUCUGUGGGAAGUCGCAAACUCCUACUUUCACAUACCGACUCAUCACGCCUGUCUUGUCCCUCAGCUUGUCAGUUCUAGCGUACCCCUGACAAUGCGAAUGAUGCUCGCAGAUGAGCAAGACCGAAGUCGUGUAAUAACUUGGGCUCGGAAAGAGGUUCUUCGACAAUACUGUCUCGGCAUUGAUUGUGAUCUUCGAUGGGAAAAGCUGCCACAUGCGGUGCGGAAAUGGUUUCUCUCGCGAGCAGUUGGCGGAUCCUACGAGCUCUCGACCUCCGAGGAGCGAAAACUGCGUUACUUACUGGGUUGCACUGAGGAGAACACCUAUCCGACUCACAUAGCCCGAUGCGACCUUGGCGCUGAAUCCGCGGCAACUCUCCUCGAGUUAGAUCGCGAAUCACACCCAGUCAUCUUCGCUGGUCAAGAGGCCGGCAUGGUCCCAAUGCCAGAGAUUGUGAUGGAUACGAUCUGGUCACAAGUCAAGAAGCCGCUCAGCUAUCUGUAUCACCAUCUUGGCCUCGCCAUCAAGUAUAUGACCUUGGCACUGGUCGCGGACAUGGAAUGGCACCGAGAGUUCGAUCAUGCCAUGCGGAACAAGAACAGAAUCUUCAAAAUGGUCGUCGGCUUCCUCCUCACAGCUCUAUGGCGGUACUCGAAGUUCGCGCAGGACAUUGGCCUUGCCUUCUUCCUUUACCACGAUCGGCCUGAUGUCAAGCGACUGAUGAAAGAGUCCAAAGGUAUGACCGUCUCGCACAAAAGGUCAAGAAUCGUGAUCCAAAGCUCCAAGGGCAUAUUCACCGGCUUCCGCCGCUCCUUCGAAAAAGGUUUCAAGCUCCACGUCUACAAGGGUGACCUGAAGUCCGAACCAUCGAACCAAGGCUUGCUUGUCGCCAUCAACACGUACUCUCAGCAACGAAAGCUUCAAUCGAGAGAGGAGUUUGAGAAUGGUAGCAGCAUCAAUCUCUUUGAAUACGACUACGAACAGGCGCCCAAAGGCAAAUUGCGGAAUGCCGUGCUUCGGGCUCUCCCAGAGUCACGUCGCUGUGUUCGCGGCAAGCGUGAGCUUGAGAAUGUUGUCUACAACAACCAAGGCCUGGUCGAAUCGGGAUCUUACAUGACAGGCGAAAACCUGACACAUUUCCGACUGCGCUAUCGGAAAGGCGCGACCACGCUCGACGAACUCCUGAUGGGCGAAUUUGUACUCGCACAUCUCAGCGCCAACGUUUCGUGGUGUGCACCACCCACGAGGCGCUCGGAAAAGAAGAAUCGUUGGAUUCCCAAUACCAAAGUCACCAAGGCGACUUUUGUUCAGGGUCCUGAUGUCUUCGAAAGUUCUUGGAAGUACGACCAUCAGAUGCAUCCCACGAUCACAACGUAUCUUAAUGGUUCGAGAGUGCCAACGCCACCUCUCAUAGAGCAUGACUGGCUUAGUGUGCUUAAGAAGCCGUCGCAUACUCGCUUUGCAGAUGACGAUCCUCUGCUCAACACUUCAGCUUGGAACACCAAUGCGAUCACAAGGAUGCUCGGGCUCGCAACACAUCGUGUGCCCAUAUCGACUUCUAUGGCGCGGAGUCGUCUUUGGAAGGCCUGGAAGAACGGUCGGGAUCUUGAUGGCGUUGUCAUCCGUUGGCUCGACGAAAAGCUUAUCCGCAAAGACCCGGUGUUGAAGAAGUAUUGGCGACUUCGGGAUGCAGGCAACUUGCGCGACGCCAAAAGAUACCUUGCUGAGAAUGCCGAUGUGGUCAGAUCCAGCGUCGACAUGGCCGACGACAUCGCUGGCUGGACUCCUAUCGCUUACAAGCUAGGCGAUUUGAUUAGCUUCGGAUCUGGAGGCGACACGAUCAUGCACACGACAGCUAAAGACGUCGGCAAGGACACCAAUGAGACACUCCAUGUUCUUGCUGCCGACAACGGAACAUGGCCCAACGAAGGCGGCGGUGUCUCAGCUUGUCGACGAGACAUGAUCAACAAUCUGGAGACCAUCAAGUGGCACAUGGUAGCUGAGAGUGCGACUGACUUCGGCAUCCCCAAGCAUCAGACCGAGCAGAAUGUGCUGUCGCUCAAGGUCAUUCCCCUGUGGGGCCUUGACUUCCUGACCCCAACCCACGGCCUUUUCAAGAAUCGACUGGACUCGCAAGUCGACAUGCUCCAGUCCAGCUCGACUGCUGCAGAGAUCAAGCUCAACUUCGUGCCCAUCAUGUCAGCAUUGGUGCGCGGAGCUCGAGCGGUGACUUUGUCCCACGCCGAUCUGCAACAAGCGACCCGCGCCUUGGUCAAUUUGCAUGAUUACUUCGAGAACAAGCGUCACUGGGGUGAUGUAUGGAAAAGUGAUGUCAGCAAAGACGCAUGGCGCUCGCUGUGGCUCGAAGACAUGUCCAAUGCUCGUGGAAUGGACGAGCUACUCGAAACGGAGCUACCUACCCUUGGUCACUUCGAGACUGCUCUGGAGCUCUGGUUGAGAUACCUCUUCGUCUUCUCCAUUCAGGUGCCAGACAAGAUUCCAGCGAUCUUCCAAGCAUCGCAUCACUCCGUUUCCGCAGCCUAUGGAAUCGUCUGCAAGAUCAAGCGCAAGUGUCAGCUUCAGAUCUGGGAUCAUGCCGUUGCGUGGCGAGAAACCAAUAUGUGCUUGUCCUCGGCACUUUGCAAACUGCCUCCAUUCGUGCGCAACUCCUUGCUUGGUCUGAUGAGACUCACGAGUGUACUCAUUCUGCACAAUGCCGACACCAUUCUGCCUUGCGCCGACUUCUUUAACCCUGGAUGGGAAGUCGAGAUCGGCACGUGUCAAGGCACCAUCGAACAUCGCAAUUCAUUCAAGCGCAAGAUCUCGCCUAUCGUCAACGGCAUCACAGACUCGGAGAAGUUCAAGCCUGUCAAGGAAAUCAAGACCCAGAAGCCGACUGUCACCAUGUUGUCACACUUGUGGUUUGCGAAGGAUCUGAAGACUGCUAUCUUGGCAGCUGACAUCAUCGUGAACGAAUGGGGCUUCCGCGACUACCAGCUCGAUGUAUACGGCAGCAUUGAGAAAGCACCAAUUUAUUCGAAUGAGUGCCAGGAGCUGCUUGCCUCGAAGGGUCUCCGCAGCCAAGUCAAGCUUGCCGGAACUGCUGAUCCGAUGUCUGUCCUGGAGCAGACAUGGCUGUUCCUGAACUCUUCACUGUCAGAAGGCCUACCACUCGCCCUCGGAGAAGCUGCCUUGACAGGUGCACCAGUCGUAUGCACGGACGUUGGAGCCUCAUUACGUGUGCUCAGCGACCCAGAUGACUUCUCGAGGUACAGUGCAGUCGUUGCGCCUAACGAUGCUCGUGCACUGGCUCGAGCUCAGAUCAAGAUGCUUGCUAUGCUCGACGAGUGGAGCAAGUAUGCCGACGAUGAGCCAGGCAAGGUCACGGAAAUGCCAUUUGCUCCCACGCCGCAGGACGUUGAAUGGAUCACAGCGCGCAUGUAUGAGAAGAAGGAGAAUCGCCGCAAGCUUGGUCUGAUGACGCGGAACAUUGUACAGAAAUCAUUCUCCGGCGAUCGGUACUUGCGCGAGCACGAGCAGAUGCUGUGGAUUGGCAAGUCUCGCCGGAUGCAAGAGGUCCGUGAGACCGCGACCAUAUCGGAUGACCCGGCAGAUAUCUCACUUGCCCUGCAGCUCAAUGCUCCUAUCAACGACGAUAUCAUUCCUCGAUCAGCGCGACCAAGCAUGAAUCUUACACCUGGAGACCGUCAAUCGCUCGGCGGAAGUCCCGCGACCAUGAUGAUGGAAGACAGCGGCCUGAUCAGCGCGUCGAUAUACAAUGGACGAGAAUCGAAGAUGUCCACACGGCCAAGCUCCAAGCUAUCGCACAUGUCGUCGACUUCAGAAGACCUCGAAAUGUCAUCUCGGUUCUUGCCUUCCGGAAGACCGGGCAAUGGUCGCAGCCAUUCUGACAAGAGCAGCAUCGGCAAGAGCAACGGAAAACACAUAGUCGAUCAGCACAUUACUGCUCUACCCAGGGCUCACACUUCGACCAGCCUCAGUCAGCAUCCUACUUUGGCCACUCUGGCGUCGAUGGGCGACAGCGAUGCUGCAACCCUGACAGGUCGGCACAGCCGUGCGGCAGACCAGGGCGGGGCAGCCUACGACCUCUCCGUUCCCUACGAGCGCGCAAAUCACAGGUACCGGAACAGCGACGUGAGCAUCGUCAACCCGAACGUCGCUGCCGCGCUAGAAAAUCCGAACUCCAUUCUGCACGCAGAAGCGCCAGCCCAUAUCAAGCGUGAUUCGCAUUACCGAAAUCUAUCGAGCAAUCGCUCCACACCAGCAGCAAGUAUCCGAUCACAUAGCCGUGACAGUUUCCAACCAGGACACGGUCGUCGACCAAGACCCGGUAAAGGCAGCGGCAGCUGGAGUUUGAGAGAUGUUCGUGCUAGUAGUGGCGGUAGCGGCCACGCCAGUCCCACGACCAACAGCUGGGGCGGAGCAGGAUAUGCCGCUCCGAAAAGUCCUGGCUUGAGCCCGACAGCAAAUACAUUCCUGCUGGGUGGUGACGGAUCGGAGAGUCCGACCGCUAUUACGCCCGGUUCGAGAAGUGCUAGUGCACUGAGUUUGGCGGCUCCGCCGCCGGCUGCAGGGAGUCGACAGGGGAGGCUGAGGAGUCGCAGCCCUUUACCUGGUGCCCCGAGUCCGUUAGGGAAAGGUGGGAGGAAUGGUAGCAUGGGGGGAGUAGGUGGUGAAUACUUCUGA